UGCCUGCCCAUCUUAAUAUGGUGAGCUGUGCCUACCAGGUAGUGGAAAUGAUUCAUUCUCUCACUUCUACCGCACUCUCAAUUCUCUACAACUCAGCGCCCUCGCGCGAAAUCUCUCCCUGUUUCUCUUCCUACAACCAUCCUUGAGGCAGCAUCACAAGUGCGCAUCAGUACUACGCCUCUACACACCUUUUCAAGAUGUCACAGGCCUCCUUGAAACGAGAACACUCUCCAGAUACCGACUCUGACACAGAAGAAUCGCAAAACAAGCGCCAUGCCACCGUUUUCGAGUGCAUGAGGCAGCAAAGGCAACACUCCACCUCCGCGACUCAGCAGCUCAGGUUGCCAGCUGUAAAGUGCCCAGACGAUCUAUCGCGUGCCAGUCUGGCCGACUGUUUCCGCAUCCUGUCCAAGGCGAUGGAUUCUUCAAGCCAUCGAGAACCAGGCACGACCAGCCCGUCUGCUGAGGCCAGGAGCCCUUCUGGCAGACUGAUGGACGAGUUUCUGGAGGUGCUGUUCGGGGACAGCUGGACAUCGGCGGAUCCUAUCGUAGUCGUUGAGAAAAAGAAACCCAACAGCGCUUUCUUGGAGCAUGGCCGCGUGGUAAUUGCUGAAGGAAGCGACAACAAUCAUCGGGUGGUGAAUUGCACAUUGCUGGUCUGCAUGUCCCCUUUAAGCCUCAUCUGGGGCUUUCGAAAUCACGACAUGACCCAGAUCUUGGCCCCGUCUGAGGUCACUUAUUAUUUAGACAAACGCGUCGGAGCCGCAGCGGAUCUGAAUUUUCAGCAGCGCCGCAUGCUCUUGCAGGCCAAAGAGACAAUAUGCGAAUAUAUCGAUGCAGAAAACUUUCGACGUGCUGUGGCUUUCGCUCGGAAUGCUAUAUGCCAAAGGGAGCAGAGAGGGACAAGCGCCUUUCACUAUGUCGAAGACGUUUGGCGUUUCUCCCAAUCCGCAGACAUACUUUCGAUGCUCCGCAACCAUUAUCGUCAAGUUUGCGAUGCAAAUGGAAGGCUGUGCUUUUUUUCAGGAGCUUUUACAAUUGGCAGGGCGAGACACAGAGUUGAGCAGUCUUUCAGCAUGAUGGCUCUUAGCAUGAUCGAGAGAACUCCGUUGCUUCUGCAAGAAAGCGACGCUCUCUGCUGGAUAAAAUCUUCUGAGAGAAGGAACGAAAACUAGAGGCUGCGACAAUUGCACCAGAUGUUUCGGGACUGGCGAUGAAGGAUAUGGAAGCAACCAACCCAUGAACCGUGGGGACGAGGUCCGCCAUCCCGUUCCUGUCUUGGCCGACGGAGCCCACGCUCCGUGAAGUCCAAUAUCCCGGUGCCGGUAUCCGAAGUAAUCGACGCUGGCUUCUAAUUUGUUUGUCGAUUCGGAGCAAGGUAGCAUUCGGGAAAUAUCAAUAAGGGCAGUCAGUAGGCUUGAAAUGGGGGAUGACCGUCCGCAUGCCGAUAUAAGACACUCAACGUCCUUCAUGGUAUAGAGACACCCUUUAAUUUGAAUCUCAUUCUUCAAUCUUACUGCUGUCAUUCAUAAUCCACAAUGAAG
Emericellopsis atlantica is the source of this 1544-nucleotide messenger RNA. RefSeq lists its product as uncharacterized. The coding region runs from base 198 to 1175 and encodes 325 amino acids. NCBI's taxonomy places the organism in Eukaryota, Fungi, Ascomycota, Sordariomycetes, Hypocreales, Bionectriaceae. The transcript is spliced from 2 exons. The record is from RefSeq and is a predicted model, not a curated record.